Messenger RNA from Nezara viridula (southern green stink bug), 5297 nucleotides. The record is from the annotation of a GenBank genome assembly. Lineage: Eukaryota; Metazoa; Arthropoda; Insecta; Hemiptera; Pentatomidae.
GUAUUUAGUCCUUUUUAAUGUGAUAUCUCAUGUUAUUUAGUAUUCAAAACCUAUUCAAUCGCAUCAAAAAAUGGAAUGGAUAAAUACGUUAUUAAACAAUUAUCGCAGCAAACUAUUUAUUUUAGCUCUUGGCUUGGAUGGCGCUUCCUUGUGGCCGAAAAUACAGUUGAUUAUCAGGCCCGUCCUCCCCUCCCUAGUAGUGGCAGAAAUCAAUUUUGUCUGUGCCGUAGGUGCAUCGCCAUUUUCUCGAGAUAAGCCAAAGAAACCGGCUAGACUAUAGAACAACAGCUGGACCUGUAAAUAUUGUUGAGGAUUGAUGGCAGAAGGGGCACACUCCUUCAGUUCGAGGUGGACGUCCUAGGAUGAGAAGUAACACUCAUAAUACCAGAACAAUACAACCUUCAGAGCCCAUCCCUCUUGAAGAAGCUGCAAAAAGGGAGCUGCAGGCCAUGCCCACCAAAACGCCAGUGUCAAUGCUGCAAGAGCUGCUUUCCAGAAGAGGGACGACUCCGAAAUAUGAACUAGUUCAGGUGGAGGGAGCAAUUCAUGAACCCACUUUUAGGUAUACAGUCUCCGUAGGAGAAACUAUAGGAUCAAGUAGAUUUGCUGCCAUGGGCACUGGUAGAUCUAAGAAAGAAGCAAAGCAUGCCGCAGCGAAAGCAAUCUUAGACAAGAUCACAGGAAAUACAGAACCUCUAGAUAUCUGUAGCCCAGCCUCGACUACAGAUAGCAUAGGCUCCAACAUCGGGGCAGUCGAGGAGCGAAUGAUGGGCAACCCUAUUGGUCUUCUACAAGAAUUAUGCAUGACCAGGCGAUGGCCUCCACCUGCCUACGAAACCGAAAAUGAAGAGGGCCUUCCUCAUGAAAGGCAGUUCACCAUUUCCUGCCUUGUAUUCCGACACAAAGAAAUAGGUACUGGCAAAUCGAAAAAAAUUGCCAAGAGGUUAGCAGCACAUAAAAUGUGGAUGAGACUGAAAGACUUACCCUGCGAAAGCAACACCAUUCAUUACGGCUUGGAUGAUGAAGAUGAGAUAAAUCAGAGAGUUCCUCAAAGUGAAUUUGAUUCGUUGAAGAUGGUCAAAAUCCCAACACUUGCCUCAGCACCUUACAACAUCAAAGUGUCACAAUUCCACAAGAACCUCAAAUCAUCAGUCGGACCGAAGCUUGAUGAGCUCCAGAUAAUUUCAUUAAAGGAUUCGGAUUUUAAUGCAGUCCAGUUCCUACAAGAGAUAGCUGCUGAGCAACAGUUUGAAGUGACAUUUGUUGAUGUUGAAGAAAAAUCAGUCACAGGAAAAUGCCAGAGCUUGGUACAAUUGUCGACACUACCUGUAGCAGUUUGUUAUGGCACGGGGAUGUCCUCUUCAGAAGCACAAACAUGUGCGGCCUACAAUGCACUACAGUAUCUCAAACUGAUGACCAAGAAAUAGAAUCGGGUGACUGAAGACCAGCUCAGGACUGCAACUGUGUACCUCACUUCCUUCUCUUGCUUUCUUAUUUCCUACGGCAAGGUAGCCUCCGCACCAGGCAUCAGAUGGUGUCGCAGCUCCUGUUUCUGUUUAUUUAUUUGUAUUAUUAACUUUUAAUUAAUUUUAAUUAUGUACCAUUUGUUGGCGUUAUUAACCCAAAAAUGGAUAACAUUUUUACAAUUAGAGUCGUAUGAGGUAUGUUUCAUUUGACGAUCAAUAUGAGUUGUGGCCCAUUGUUAGUUGUGACCCUAUUUUACGAUAUAUUUUUUAUCAAAUGUUUUCAGAUUACUUUUUAAUUGUGUUAUACAACUUGUUUUUUUCAAUCUGAUUGGACGAGUCUCUGGAACCAAAAAAAAAUAAUUUAAAUCUUUUUUGUUACUAAUUGUUUAACUUAGACAAAUGAGAAGUGAUAUUUCUUUAUGUUGUUUGUUAUUUAACUCCUUUCUUUAUCGUUUUUAAACAUUUUAUUUUAUUUUUAAAAGUUUUGUUCUGUUAGAUAUAAAAUCGAUUCCUCAUUUAGAUAAAUUUAUUGUUGUUCAGAGGCUUAAUACACAGAUAUUAAGAAUGUAUGAUAGCAACUGCAAUGUGCCAAAGGUAAAUGAAAUUAAGUUCCAAUUAUUUUGAAUUUAAAUCAAUUCAAUAGAAUAUUCUUGUUUUGUUUUUUUAAACUAUAGUUGAGCUUAUUUUAUUUUUUGUGGACCGUUGCUUUAUAAAUUUCACACUUAUUUAGUUAAAAUUAUUUGUUUGAUAAUAUUAACAAUAAAGUGUUCAAUUUGAUUGUUUUUUUCAUUUCUCCCUCUGGUUGCUUUAAUGAUAUCAAGAAUUCUUUUUCCAAAAUUGGACAAAGUGAAUAAAUUGAACUAAUGCGAAUAAGUCAUAGCUUUAUAUUAAACACUUAUUUCCAAAGUGUUGUUCCUUUAGAAUAACACUUAAGAAAUAUGUGAGAUGACCCUCUCCAGAUGGUAGAAUGGUAAAUCAGAUUGAUCAUGUUUUAAUCAGUAGGUGACACUAGUCUAGUUUGAUGAGCUGUAGAUCCUAUCGAGAGGCUAAUAUGGAUUGCGACCAUUACUUUGUGGUCCAAAAUCAGAGCUAGAACAUCUAUUGUUGGAAAAAUCAGGGGAAAGAAGACAGAAAAGAUAGUGAUGUUUAAGCUGAAAGAUUCAGAAGUAAGUGUAUCAGAUUAUCGGAAGCUAGAUAAGAUGGUUUUGAAUACAGGAAUGCCGGAUAAUUCUAUACAGAAACUUUAGGAUACUCUUUUGAAAUUACUUCUAGGGGUGUCCAAAACAUAGGUCUGGAAGAAAGAAUAACCAUGUCCCUCUGGUUUGAUAUAGAUUGUGCAACAACCACAGAAGUAAAAAAACAACAGAAGCGUAUUACUAGGUGGGCUUCAGAGGAGUACAAGGGAAAGAGAAGAUAAAAAACUGCACUAUAAGAAGACGGAUUGGAAAUGGAAGCAGCUUGAGAAAAUGAAACAACUCAGAAUUCAGAACCAAUUUGGAAUGUUUUACAAAAAGAUUAAUGGAACUAAAGCAUCAUUUAAAGCACAGAUUUAGUGUGAAGAUAGCAAUUAGGAGUGAAGAUGGAUCUCUGAUCACAAAACAGGAUGAUAUACAUACCCGGUGGUCUUGUUAUUUCGAUACACUCUUAAACAAUGAUGUGGGAAAUCCAGAUUAUUUUGUGAUUCCAAGUAGAGAAAAUGAUGAAGACCCCCUUCUCCACAGACAAAUGAUGACUAUUGAGGCUCUAAAUGGCAUGAACAGCAAUAAAGCUCCAAGGGAGGAUGGGAUCUCAGCUGAACUUCUGAAGCAGGUUGGUGAAGAGUUUCAAAAAGCUCUAUAUAAUAUAAUUCUUACCAUCUAGAUUGAAAAAAGAAUGCGAAUCAGUGGAAGGGGCUUAUAGCUACUGCAUAAGACAGAUGAAAUUCUGGAUUGUUCCAACUACAGGAGGAUUGUGGUUCUUCAGUAUGCAUAUUAAGUUCUUUUCAUGAUUAUAUAUAUGAAAAUGCUUCCAUUUGCUGAGAGAGAUUGGUUGGUAUUAUGCUGGUUUCAGAAGGGGUAGACCAAAUAUACAGCAUCAUAUUGAUCCUAGAAAAAUUACAUGAGUAACGGAAUAUUACCCACCAUCUGUUUGUUGAUUUUCAAAAUGAAUAUGACAGUAUAAAAAGCCCUAAGUUAUACACAGCUCUCUGCGAAAUGGGAAUACCAUUGAAGAAGAACUCAGGUUGAGGCGGGCUGUGCUGUUAGGAUAUAAUCAGGUGUUCUCUAGUUUGUUUCUGCAAGAGGUGUCAGAGAGGAUGAUGGUGUUGCCUGUCUGCUAUUUGAUUUAGCAUAAGAAAAGAUCUACUUAACUCAGGAAUACAGACAACAGACACUAUUCUUAACAAGUCUGUUCAAGUUCUUGAUUUGCAGAUGAUCUGAAUCUCAUUGGAGGAUGCUUCCAGUCACUCAAAAGUGGGUUCUUAAGUUUGUUGAAGCUGCAAAAGAGAUGGGAAUGAUUGUUAAUCAAGAAAAAACUAAUAUCUAGAGCAGACGCAGUAGGACAAGAACGUGUAGAGAUGGGUUCAUUUACCUACCAUUAUGUAUCGUGGAUCAAUAAUAACAUCCAGAAACAUAUUAGGGGUAUUCGUGCAACCAGUGCUAAGUAUUGUAAACCUCUUAAAUGUGUAAAGUGAAGACAAUUAUUUACAAAAUGUGUGUUAAAUAUGGCUGUUAGCAAUCGAUUGCAGCCUAAGGUCCUGUAAAGUGUUGCUAACUUCAUAAAUGCACAGAGUAGGUUAUUGUAAGGUUUUGAUGUGUUUGAUUCUUUGUUCUUUAUUUGUGUAUAAUAUCCACAGAAAUGGACUGUAAAGACAGCUAAGAUGCCACCUAACUAUUCAUCAAGUUCUUUGCCUUCUGAAUCAUACGCUUCUUCAUUCAUGCUUUCUAGUAUUUUUAACCCAAAUAAUCCAGCAACUUAGUAUUUUCACUUCACUCUGGCAUUUAAAAAAAAAAUCAAAAGCUAGUAGACCAAUUAAGAACUCAAAAACUUUGUUUACAGUACAGGCAUAACCUUACUAUAACACUUUAGCACAGACAUGUUAUUUACUAUUCAUUCAAAAUUUGUGCUGACUGCUUAGCAUGAUAGCACAUUAAGCAUUGACAACAAGUGCAUGAAUACCUCUAUUUUCUGUAUAAAUUUGUUAAAGCCAACAUGGCUCCAUAGAGGGGCGGCUAUAAUGAUGUAUAUAAGAUUGGAUAGACGAUUUUAUGCUGGCUACUUUGAAUGAAUGGCGAUAGGGGAGAUCUCAAGGAAGUUGUUGGAUGGAAGACUGUAUGAGAGGAGAGGCAGACCUCAAUUAAGAUGAGAGAAUGGAGUAUCGAGGGAUACCCGCAACUGAGGAAGCUGCUGGGCACCCACAACUGAUGAGAUAGAUAGACAUUGAGGAGGUCAAGGACCAACACUGGUCUGUAUAAAAAAUGAAAAACAAAUUUUUUUUAAAAGGAAGGAGAGGAUUUAAAAUAAUAUAUUAUUCACUAUGAAAUCACAAUAGGGCAUCAAUUUCAAGGUGCAGUAAUUUGAAGAUGUUAUAGACAAAUUUUUGAAGUUUUAAUUAUAUCCUUUCAAAUAAAAAAUUCUAAUUUGUUCAUCUUCCUUUCACUGAACUUCCCUUUUUUGAAGAAGAGGCGCGCUGAAAUAGAUUUAAGGAACCCUGGCACAUCUGACAGUCGCAUGAAGUAGGAUGUGUAAUGGAGUGUUUAUAACUGUAGCCAUCUGCACAAUUUAGGACUACGUCCAGCUUGUCAUAGUCUCUGCCCUGGCAGCAAAGGCAGUUGCUAAGGUGCUGCUUGUUUC